Messenger RNA from Sphaeramia orbicularis (orbiculate cardinalfish), 2676 nucleotides. RefSeq names its product zinc finger protein 239-like. Gene Ontology annotation, biological process: regulation of transcription by RNA polymerase II. The coding region runs from base 149 to 1030 and encodes 293 amino acids. Gene Ontology annotation, cellular component: chromatin; transcription regulator complex; PcG protein complex. The transcript is spliced from 2 exons. The record is from RefSeq and is a predicted model, not a curated record. Gene Ontology annotation, molecular function: DNA-binding transcription factor activity, RNA polymerase II-specific; RNA polymerase II cis-regulatory region sequence-specific DNA binding. Lineage: Eukaryota; Metazoa; Chordata; Actinopteri; Kurtiformes; Apogonidae.
GACUUUUUCUGGUUCUACUGGAGACUUUUAUUGUAUUUAGAGACUGUGAUGUGAAAACAUGUAUCGUCCUACACAAAAGAAGCCGAAGGUGGAUUUUAAGUGAAACCUAAAAGUUGUAUCAGGUGAAGAUCACCUGAUUCCAGCAAAUAUGGAAGGGAAACUCACUUGUGACCAGUGUGGGAAGACUUACACCCAGAUGAGUAGCCUUACAAGACACUUACGUGUCCACAGUGGAGAAAGACCAUAUGACUGUGACCAUUGUGGGAAGACUUUCACCGAUAUGAGUAAUCUUAAGUCACACCUACGCACCCACAGUGGAAAAAGACCAUAUGAGUGUGAACAGUGUGGGAAGACUUUCACCCAGAUGAGUAAACUUAAGAUACAUCUACGCAUCCACAGUGGAGAAAAACCAUAUACAUGUGAACAGUGUGGGAAGACUUUCACUGAUUUGAGUAAUUUUAAGUCACACCUACGCAUACACAGUGGAGAAAGACCAUAUGAGUGUGAGCAGUGUGGGAAAACUUUCACCCACUUGAGUAGCCUUAAUACACACAUACGCAUCCACAGUGGACAACGACCAUAUUACUGUGAACAGUGUGGGAGAACUUUCACCCAGAUGAGUCAUCUUAAGAAACACUUACGUAUCCACAGUGGACAAAAACCAUAUCACUGUGAACAGUGUGGGAAAACUUUCACCCAGAUGAAUCACCUUAAGAAACACCUACGUAUCCACAGUGGACAAAAACCAUAUUACUGUGAACAGUGUGGGAAAACUUUCAUCCAGAUGAGUGGCCUUAAGACACACCUACGUGUCCAUAGUGGAGAAAGACCAUAUUACUGUGACCAGUGUGGGAAAACAUACACCCAUAUAAAUGGACUUAAGGCACACCUACGCAUCCACAGAGGAGAAACACAUCAAAACAGUUUGAGUGUUACCAAUGUGAACAAAGAUUCUUGUCACACUCUGCUCUCUACUACCAUCAACACAGAUGUGAAUCAUCGUCUGGACCAAACAGUACCUCAGCAUUAGAUGACAACAAGAAACGCAGUGUCUGAACCAGCAGCACCGACUUCUUCUGACAAGAACAUCAAAUUAAAAACCUCCAGAUCUGGCUCCAUAGAGUCCAGCUGUAAGGCACACCUAUGCACCCACAGAGGAGAAAAACCAGGACACUGUGACCAGUAUGGGGAGGCUUUCAGAGCCUUGUCUGCAUGAUGUUCUCACUGUCACGUUCACCACAAGAAGUUGAUGUACCCAUGUGAUAAGUGCACCAAGAUCCUCUGGUCGUCCAGCUUUUACAAGUGUCACCAACAGACUCAUACUGGACAGAAACCUUAUCAGUGCAUAUUUUGUGACAGAUCUUUUAUCACAGGUUCGCAAUGUACCAAAAAAGAAUGUGCCAAAACUUUCCACAAAGGACACAAACUGAACAUACUGCUACUUAUUGACUUUGUGGACAUUUAAUCAGUCACUUGUUAUGAUUCUGUUGCUGGUCGGGGUUCUCACCUGUUCAUUGUUCACAAAUGAAACCAGCUACUCCUGUAACAAUUUUCCACAAUUGUUCUCUCCAGUUUAAGUUCAAGAAAGGCAACACUGCCACAAUUAUGAAAUGAGAGAAAGCAAAGUAUUGCAGAUUGCCUGAAUGCCUAAGUAGUGUGCAAAUACACACUCAUUGCUGCGCUUCAACCAUCACAAUUACAAUCCAAAUAAUUCAUUAACAUCUGCAAAGACGUAGUUGUACUCCGAUUAUGAAUCUGUUGAAAUUGUAAGUGAAAUUGGCUGCACAGGUGAGUGAAAUUGCAUAAAUGUAACUCCAUCAGACUCUUUGAUAAAUAGAUGAGCUCACUGACUUCACUGAAUUUCCGUUUGGGGUCAAUAGUUAAUCGUAUCUUAUCUCCUCAUGAUUCCUGAGGAUAGUGCAUUCAUGGAAUGACCAACACAGCUAAACGUUUGGGUACUGCCUAGGGAUCAACUGAUAUGGUUUUUUCAGGGCCGAUACUGAUUAUUAGUAGUCAAGGAAACCGAUAACCGAUAUUAGGAGCCGAUAUUCAUUUGUAGUAAAAGUGAAAAUACUGGCAUCUAAAUUUUGAAUAAUACGAACUCCAACACUUAACUUUGUUUAAAAUUUAAAUGCCUUUAAGCAUAUGUUUAUUAAACAGCUUUUCAGAUUUGCAACAUGUCAAAGUGUUAUUUUUUAUCUUAGACAAUAGACAUCUGUUUAAAAAUUCUAAUUAAAAUUUCAGGGAGUUCCCUGGCUCAGCAGGAUCUUAUAAAGUUAAAUGACAAAUGUAAAUAUGUAAAUAGCUUCCUGAAGUUUUAUAAAGUAAGUAAAACAAAGUUAAAUCAAAUGUGUACGUUGUAUUGUGUGUUCUUUACAGCAGCUUGAAAGAACACAUACUGAAGGAGUGAACUUGCCCAAAAUCUCCAAAUUGACCAGUGCAUGAAAAAGUGAUGUUUUAGCCUGCCGUGUCACGCCUUAAACCACUUACAGUUUUCUGUCAGAAGCUGUAUUCAGCUUCUAUGUUCCACAUGUCUGGAACAAACUUCCAGAAAACCUCAGAUCAGCUGAAACACUGAGUUUAUUUCAAUCCAGGUUCAAGACCCACCUGUUCUCAGCUGCAUUUGAAUAGAGUUUAUAUUCUUUUAAACUUAAAGUUUUUAUUAUUUUUGUUUGU